ACAGACACGACACGAAUUCGCCUCUACAACUGCUACGUACUGCCGAUACUACUCUACAACUGCGGGACCUGGGCGCUUACACCAACGGAGCUUCACCGACUCGAAAGCUUUCACCGUCGCCAGCUACGGUCUCGGCCGCUCCGUCACCGGAUCACAUCUGCGAGGUGGGGGCUUCUCGGGCACAUUCUACGGCGACUACAAGAUAUCCCGGCGUUUAUCCAGAUGAAGGCGUAUUUCUCUUCCUCCGACAGCAGCAAGUGGAGAGGUAGGCCCCGCACCACACUGCCUCUCGUCCUCGACCCGGACCUUGAUGCUAGAGACUCGACGUAUGCGGACACCACACUAUGCCGCCGACUAGCUAAACUGAGACUAGCGCAG
Phytophthora sojae is the source of this 378-nucleotide messenger RNA. RefSeq lists its product as hypothetical. The record is from RefSeq and is a predicted model, not a curated record. Lineage: Eukaryota; Oomycota; Peronosporomycetes; Peronosporales; Peronosporaceae. The transcript has 3 exons. The annotation marks the transcript as partial.